This is a messenger RNA of Tupaia belangeri chinensis (Chinese tree shrew), 3005 nucleotides long. RefSeq names its product vitrin (gene VIT). The transcript is spliced from 15 exons. Gene Ontology annotation, biological process: extracellular matrix organization; positive regulation of cell-substrate adhesion. The record is from RefSeq and is a predicted model, not a curated record. NCBI's taxonomy places the organism in Eukaryota, Metazoa, Chordata, Mammalia, Scandentia, Tupaiidae. Gene Ontology annotation, cellular component: interstitial matrix. The coding region runs from base 255 to 2270 and encodes 671 amino acids.
GUGUGUGUGUGUGUGUGUGUGUGUGUGUGGUGUAAAAUGUGCUUUUCAAAGUGUUGAGAGGUGGAUGGGAAUGUUUGAUCAGCUCCUCUGAGAAGAGAAAGGUGCUUGGACUGCUUGCUUCUUCUUUGGAAUAAUUUGGAAGGGAUUUGUGAUGCAGAAAAACUUAAGGGAAAAAGGAUAUCCUUUCUGUGUGGUGGAAAAUUUUUGAAAAAAAAAAAUUGCCUCAUUCCAACAAGAGUGCCAUUGUGACAUUCAUGGGGAUUGUUGUUCUCACUAUGAAGGCAGCUGUUAUUGAACUGUUCCUUGUUUUGCUGGUGACUGGAAUACACUCCAAUAAAGAAAUGACAAAGAAAAUUAAGAGGCCCAAAUUCACUGCGCCUCAGAUCAACUGUGAUGUGAAGGCUGGAAAGAUCAUCGAUCCUGAGUUCAUUGUGAAAUGCCCUGCAGGAUGCCAGGACUCCAAAUACCAUGUGUACGGUACGGACGUGUAUGCGUCCUACUCCAGCGUGUGUGGUGCUGCAGUACACAGUGGUGUGAUCAGUAAUUCCGGAGGUAAAAUACUGGUUCGGAAAGUUGCUGGACAGUCUGGCUAUAAAGGGAGUUACUCCAAUGGUGUCCAGUCACUAUCGCUCCCACGAUGGAGAGAAUCUUUCAUCGUCUCAGAAAGUAAACCCAAGAAAGGUAUAAGCUAUCCAUCAGCCCUUACGUACUCAUCGUCGAGAAGCCCAGCCACCAAAGCAGGUGAGACCACAAAAGUCUAUCAGAAGCCGUCUGUUCCAGGGACAACAGCUCAGCCAGCCACCCCGAUGCAGGCUCUGCCUACCACCACACCCAAGGCCACCCACACUGCCUUACCAAAGCCAUCCCUGUCUGCAACCUCUGCCACCAACAGCCCCAGACCACAGCCCGUGGGCCACAGGAACCAAGAGAUGGCACUCUGGUCUACCACCACCUCCACAAGCAGCCAGAACAGUCCCAGUGCCAAUCCAGGAGAAAUGGACUUGUGGAAACCUGGAUCGGUCCUCUUAGACGCAGGAUUUGUUCCAAACGAAGAAUUAAGCACACAGUCUUUGGAGCCAGUAUCCCAGGGAGACCCAAACUGCAAAGUCGAUCUGUCAUUUUUAAUUGAUGGAGGUUCUGGCAUUGGAAAACGUCGAUUCCGAAUCCAGAAACAGUUCCUGGAGGAGGUUGCCCAAGCUCUUGACAUUGGCCCUGCUGGUCCACUGAUGGGUGUUGUUCAGUACGGAGACAACCCUGCUACCCAGUUUAACCUCAAGACUCACAUGAAUUCCCAAGAUCUGAAGACAGCCAUAAAGAAAAUUACCCAAAGAGGAGGGCUUUCUAAUGUAGGUCGUGCCAUCUCCUUUGUGACCAAGAACUUCUUUUCCAAAGCCAAUGGAAACAGAGGCGGUGCUCCCAAUGUGGCUGUGGUGAUGGUGGACGGCUGGCCCACAGAUAAAGUGGAGGAGGCUUCACGACUCGCGAGGGAGUCGGGAAUCAACAUUUUCUUCAUCACCAUUGAAGGUGCUGUUGAAAACGAGAAGCAAUACGUGAUGGAGCCCAACUUCGCAAACAAGGCUGUGUGCAGAACAAAUGGCUUCUAUUCACUCAAUGUGCAGAGCUGGUUCGGCCUCCACAAGACAGUGCAGCCCCUGGUGAAGCGGGUCUGUGACACUGACCGCCUGGCUUGCAGCAAGACCUGCUUAAACUCGGCUGACAUUGGCUUCGUCAUUGACGGCUCCAGCAGUGUGGGGACAGGCAACUUCCGCACAGUUCUGCAGUUUGUGGCCAACCUCAGCAAAGAGUUUGAGAUUUCAGACACAGACACACGCAUUGGGGCUGUGCAGUACACCUACGAGCAGCGGCUGGAGUUCGGGUUUGACAAGUACAGCACCAAGCCAGACAUCCUCAAUGCCAUCAAGAGGGUGGGGUACUGGAGUGGUGGCACCAGCACAGGGGCUGCCAUCAACUACGCCCUGGAGCAGCUCUUCCAGAAGUCCAAGCCCAACAAAAGGAAAUUAAUGAUUCUCAUCACGGAUGGGAGGUCCUACGAUGAUGUCCGCAUACCAGCCAUGGCUGCCCACCAGAAGGGGGUGAUCACCUAUGCAAUUGGCAUUGUAUGGGCUGCACAGGACGAGCUGGAAGUCAUUGCUACUCACCCUGCCAGGGACCACUCCUUCUUCGUGGACGAGUUUGACAACCUCUACAAAACUGUCCCCAGGAUCAUCCAGAACAUUUGCACAGAGUUCAACUCACAGCCUCGGAACUGAAUUUAGAGCAGGCAAGAGGCACCAGCAAAUGCUACUUUCCUGGCGGACUCCUUGGACAACCCUCAAUGCUUUAUGGGGCACGCAGAGGGCAGUAUGGCUUGGGUAGGGCUGGGGAAAACAGAUGCAUUGUUACUCUUCUUUGCUAUUGGGGUUUCCACGCUUCAAACUUGGAGUUGGAAAGGUGAUCAUCAAUUUGUAGAAUUAUCAAAAAUGAUACACUAUUUGAAGGAUGCAGGGGAUUUUACAGUUUGACAAUUGUUUUCAGAAUAAAUGUUCAGAAUAGACUGCAGCAUUUAUGAUGGACUCAAGUAGAGCUUGUGUGAGCUGAUUUUUUUUAUUUCUAUUUCUCAUUAGAACUCUGUAAGCUUCAAUACGUUUCAUUUCUGUCAUGAGAAUGGAGGGAUGGCUUCAUUAAAUGUCUGAAAGGAUUACACACGAUCUUUCUGACUGUGUUCUCUGUAGUCUUCACAGGGUCAGUGGUGGGGCCUCCAUCUGCUCUUCCCAUUUCCAGAGCGCAAACUGUGUGCUCACUUCUAGCCCAAAGGGAUGACACUCCUGCCAAGGUGCAGGGACAGUACGGCAUAACUUCUCCCAGUUCACCUCCUCCUUGCUAUCACCCUAAUCACCCAACACUUGUGAUAUACCGCUUAGGAGUAAUUGGUCCUGGAGAAUGAAGCCAAUCUUGCCUUUAAGUGUGCACAGUAGGAUCACUUGGGAGACAAGAAUGCUGGUUCC